Messenger RNA from Drosophila ficusphila, 1861 nucleotides. RefSeq names its product sterol carrier protein 2 (gene ScpX). Bases 105 to 1739 code for a protein of 544 amino acids. Lineage: Eukaryota; Metazoa; Arthropoda; Insecta; Diptera; Drosophilidae. Gene Ontology annotation, molecular function: acyltransferase activity, transferring groups other than amino-acyl groups. The transcript has 5 exons. The record is from RefSeq and is a predicted model, not a curated record.
CACACUACCUGCAGCUUCUAGCCCCCAACUAAAUUUUAAUUAAUCGCACUUGAGCACUAGUUGGGGUAUUACCUGAUUUUUAUUUAAUAUUCUGCAGCUACAAAAUGACGAAGAGCCGUGUUUAUGUUGUCGGUGUUGGAAUGACCAAGUUCGAGAAGCCCGGACGCCGAGCUGAUGUGUGCUAUCCGGAUUUCGCGAAGGAGGCCAUUACAAAAGCUCUCCAGGAUGCGGGCAUCAAGUACGAGGAAGUGCAGCAGGCCGUGGCUGGAUACGUUUAUGGUGACUCCACCUGCGGGCAGCGAGCCAUUUACGAGGUUGGAAUGACCGGCAUUCCGGUCUACAACGUGAACAACAAUUGCUCCACAGGAUCGAGUGCUCUUUACUUGGCCAAACAGAUCGUCGAGAGUGGAAACGCGGAAUGUGUUUUGGCGGUGGGAUUCGAGAAGAUGGAACGUGGAUCUCUGUCCUCCAAAUACUUUGACCGCGCCAAUCCCAUGGAGCGCCACAUCAGCGAGAUGAGUGAGCUGACCGAGAUCGGAGCUGGACCCAUGGCUGCACAGAUCUUUGGCAACGCUGGCAAGGAGCACAUGAAGAAAUAUGGCACCAAGCCUGAGCACUUUGGCAAAAUCGCCUGGAAAAACCACAAGCACUCAGUUAAUAAUCCCUACUCGCAGUUCCGCGAUGAAUACACCCUUGAGCAGAUUAUGAAGUCGCCCCAGGUUGUGGAGGGUGUUUUGACGAAACUGCAGUGCUGUCCUACAUCCGAUGGAUCCGGAGCUGCCAUCCUGGCCUCCGAGGCAUUCGUGCAUCGUCAUGGACUGGAGAAGCAGGCCGUGGAGAUUGUGGGCAUGGAGAUGGCCAGUGAUCCGGCUUCCACCUUCGCCGACAAGAGCCUAAUGAAGAUUGCGGGAACCGACAUGACCCGCCUGGCUACUCAGCGUCUGUUCGCCAAGAGCGGUUACAAGCCGCAGGAUGUCCAGGUGGUGGAGCUGCACGAUUGCUUCUCGGCCAACGAGUUGGUAACCUAUGAAGCACUUGGACUGUGCGGAGAAGGCAAGGCUGGCGAAUUCAUCGAUGCCGGAGACAAUACCUACGGUGGAAAGUUCGUGGUCAACCCCAGUGGUGGUCUGAUCUCCAAGGGUCAUCCUUUGGGAGCCACUGGACUGGCCCAAUGUGCUGAGCUCUGCUGGCAGCUCCGUGGAUUGGCGGAGAAGCGCCAAGUACCCAAUGCCCAGUUGGCUCUGCAGCACAACCUGGGACUGGGAGGAGCUGUGGUGGUGGCUCUGUACCGCCUGGGUUUCCCUGCUGCUAAUAAUGUAGUGCGCAAUCUUACUGCUGCCGGUAAGGCUGCGACUAGCGAAGAUGGCUUUAAGGUGGCUCCCUUACUGAAAAUUCUGGAGCAAGCCAUGCAGGAGGAUAAGGACAAUCUGAUCGAGAAGGUCCGCGCCAUUUACGGUUUUAAGGUGAACAAUGGACCCAACGGUCAGACCGGAUUCUGGGUCAUUGAUGCCAAGCAGGGCAAGGGAAAGAUCAUCUUUAAUGGAACACAAAAAUGUGAUGUCACCUUUAUCAUCAGCGACGAUGAUGUCUUCGAACUGCUCACUGGAAAGUUGCCACCGCAGAAGGCCUUCUUCCAGGGCAAGAUCAAGAUCCAGGGCAACAUGGGCUUUGCCAUGAAACUGAUGGAUCUGCAACGAUCCGCUCAAGGAAGGAUUGAGGAGCUGCGCUCCAAGCUGUAAGAACCUCGAAGGAUCUUUUUUUGCAUUCCCAGUUGCAAUAUCUUGGUGGCCUUGGAUCUGUUAAUUAUAUUAUUUUUGUAUUAUUUUCUAGAGAUUAAAAUGUUAUACUUGUAAUCCGAUAA